Umbelopsis ramanniana AG is the source of this 1890-nucleotide messenger RNA. RefSeq lists its product as uncharacterized. Lineage: Eukaryota; Fungi; Mucoromycota; Umbelopsidomycetes; Umbelopsidales; Umbelopsidaceae. The transcript is spliced from 12 exons. Bases 257 to 1825 code for a protein of 522 amino acids. Gene Ontology annotation, molecular function: dipeptidase activity. The record is from RefSeq and is a predicted model, not a curated record.
UUAUGAAAUUACACUUGACAAUUCGAAUCCUUACCUUAAGAAUGAUAGUUGGUACAUUUUGCUUCACUGUAAUGAGCCUUUCCGUUAUGAGAACGCCCGUAUCAGGCUCUACUCUUCUGUCGAGGACAUCCACAGCAUACACAUGUGAACAGUGCUCAUUGGGGUAUUUUUGCCAGUUCGCUGCAGAGACUAAGCUCCAUGGGUAAUCGCUUUUAAAAAAAAUGACAAAAUUUAGAACUCAAGCCACUACUAUCACAUGAUUCCGUUCGGUAUACUAUUUGACGGAGAGAUACCACCAUAUCGAGAGAGUUCGGGCCAAUGUUCUUAUACUAAAAUAUCCGUAUGCUACGUCCAUCAAAGCGCACGUCCCCCAGUUGAAGAUACACGUGACUUGAAGGAAAUCAUUUUGGAUAUCCAUCGGAUGAAUGUGCUUCCGACUACUUCCCUAUCCUUUCAGAACCUCUUUGUUAUGGGUUUCUCAUCUGCCAAAAAGAAUAGCACUGGCUGCUUUUCCUCAUUGUUUGGAAAUCUUCGUAAAGCCAAAACUUUAGAGCAAAAGAAUACUGUUCCUGAAAGACUUCCGGCCUACGAAGAAUGCAUUACCACCAAAGCUCUGGAGCAUUUUGAUGUCAAGGCAGAUACAGAAAUCGAGAAGAUCAUUUACGAUACCAUUGAUAAUGCUUCAAGCGAACUUAGAGAGAUCAGUUUGGAGCUUCACCGAAACCCGGAGCUAGGCAUGCAUGAAUAUCAUUCUCACGACUUGUUGACUGAUUUCCUUGAACGCAAAGGAUUCAAAGUAACCAGACAUGCCUAUGGAAUGGAGACUGCAUUUACAGCUGAGUUCACCAAUGGCCCUGGUAGAAGAGUCGGUUUGUGCUCAGAAUACGACGGUCUGAAAGGUCUUGGUCAAGGAUGUGGACACAACUUGAUUGCCAUCAGUGGUGUUGGUGCUGCUAUGGCUAUCAAGGCUGCUCUGGAAAGCGGUCGUGUCAAAGGAAAGGUCAUCCUCUAUGGUACACCUGCUGAAGAAAUCACUGUUGGAAAGGUUAUCAUGUGCAACCUUGAUGUCUUCAAAAAGAAUGUGGAUGUGUGCAUGAUGAUUCAUCCAUCUCCCGGUGACACUGUAUAUCAUCGUAUGUUAGCUGUUGAUCAUGUUAACGUCGAAUUCUUUGGCAAGCCAAGUCACGCAGCUGCUGCACCAUGGAAUGGUAUCAAUGCCCUCGAUGCUAUCGCCCAAACAUGGAACAACAUUUCCAUGCUUCGCCAACAGAUUUUGCCAACUGACAGAAUCCACGGUAUCAUUACUGAUGGCGGUAAAGCAGCAAACAUUAUUCCAGAUUACGCUUCUGCAACCUUCUUUGUUCGUUCCUUGAAGAUUUCUCAAUUGGAUGAACUGAAACCUCGUGUUGAAAAGUGCUUUGAGGCUGCUGCUAUUGCCACAGGAUGCAAAGUCAAGUUUAGUUGGAAGGAUGUUGGUGUCACUAAAGACGUCUUGGUAAACUCAGUCAUGGGUGACAGAUAUACGAAGUACAUGGAGUCUUACGGUAUUUCCUAUAUCCCUAAAUCUGAACAAGAGCAAAUGAGCGGUGGUAGCACUGAUGCUGGAAACAUCAGCUACCAAGUUCCACUAGUGCACCCAGGCUUCGGUAUUCACACCACAGCCGUGAAUCACACACACGAAUUCACUGCUGCAGCAAAAACAGAGAUAGCACAUGAAGACACAUUGCGGGCCACUAAAGCAAUGUCUAUGACAUUAAUAGACAUUUUGCAGAGCCAAGACAUGCUAGAUGCAGCUGUUGCCGAAUUCAAAAAGAAUACCGCUUAAAUUUUACGAAGGCAUUAUUGACUUCAAAUGCAAUAAAACGUUUUGUUUUGGAACCCUUCAAAGAA